This is a messenger RNA of Oppiella nova, 1810 nucleotides long. The record is from the annotation of a GenBank genome assembly. NCBI's taxonomy places the organism in Eukaryota, Metazoa, Arthropoda, Arachnida, Sarcoptiformes, Oppiidae.
UCUCAUUUUGCUGUCAAUACAUAUUACAUACAAACAGUUUGUGUGAAUUCAAUGUGAUUUAUAUAUUGAUGUGAAUAUUAAGUCCACAACCGAUACCCGAUUGCAUGAAAACAUGAAAAUGGUUUUAACCCAAAGACAGCGCGAAGAGCUGAAUAACGCGAUCGCAGACUAUCUCUAUUCAAGCGGUUUCUCCGAUGCUUUCGAUGCCUUCAAACGAGAGGCAAAACUGGUUAAUAAUCCCACUGAUAUCGACAAAUCACAGUCAGGAAUGCUGGAGAAGAAGUGGACAUCAGUUAUACGGUUAGUGAAGAAGAUCACAGAAUUGGAGGAAAAGCUGAAGGAUGUGGAGAAGGAGUACAUAUCGGGCGCUCCCAUGCGGGACAAGCGAUCGCCCACCGAAUGGAUACCCAGACCUCCCGAGAGAUUUGAUCUUCAGGGUCACAGGAAUGCUAUCACUAAAGUGGUGUUUCACCCGUUUAUCACGUGCUUCGCGUCUGCCUCAGAGGACAGUUCGAUAAAGAUUUGGGAUUACGAGACCGGAGACUAUGAACACACGCUUAAGUCACACAUAGACGCAGUCCAAGACAUAGCCUUCAACUCCAACGGCAAACUACUCGCCUCCUGUUCCGCAGACAUGACUAUUAAGAUAUGGGACUUCCAGUCAGUCCAGCCCGUCUGCAUUAAGACCCUUCACGGACACGACCACAACGUCUCGUCCGUCACGUUUCAUCCGGCGGGCGAUCACUUGAUCUCCUGUUCGCGGGAUAAGACGGUUAAGAUGUGGGAAGUGAUGACCGGUUACUGUAUUAAGACAUAUACCGGACACCGGGAUUGGGUGCGAAUGGUUCGCGUCCACAAAGACGGCGCCCUAAUGGCCACCUGUUCUAAAGAUCAUACAAUAAUCAUUUGGACGCUCAGUAAUAACGAGCACAUUGUGUCCAACGGAGACAUUAAGGCGACGCUCAAAGAUCACGACCACUGCGUUGAGUGCAUCGCUUGGGCGCCCGACUCGGCCUCCAAUUCCUUAAACGAAGCGAUAGAAGACCGUAAUAAUCAACGAAAUAAUAAGCUUUUCGGUCCAUUCCUGGCCAGUGGUUCGCGCGAUAAGACUAUUAAAGUAUGGGACGUGAGUGUAGGCGUGUGUCUGUUUACACUGAUAGGACACGACAAUUGGGUGCGGGGUCUGUGUUGGCAUCCCGGCGGCAAAUUCAUAGUCAGCUGUUCCGAUGACCGCACGAUCAGAGUUUGGGAUAUUUUGAAUAAAAGGCUGAACAAGACAUUAGAGAGCGCCCACACCCACUUCUGUACCUCAUUAGACUUUCAUCCGACCUCUCCGUACGUAGUGAGCGGUUCGUGCGAUAAUCACAUCAAAGUAUGGGAAUGUCGUUGAGAUUUGUUGUGUAAUUUAUUUUUAGCAAAUGCUUUAGUUUUUAAAUCAAUUGAUUUCUACCCAUAAAAAACUCAUCACUAUUUUGUUCGAAACGAAUCCUAUUUUAUCGAUUUGUUUGGCUUAAGAAAUGUUUAUUUUUUCAAACAAUUAUUUUCAGCGAUUUGACGUUCAUUUUAAAUUUAUAUAUAAAUUAAAUAAAAGGGAAAAUCUGAUGAAUUGAUUUUAAGAUUUAGAUCUCAGGCUUCACAUGAAAUGCAAAUUCGCGGAGAAUUUGUUUGUUUGCAUCGAUUUAAUGAACAACUAUUCAAACGAUUUUUCUGUACAUAACUCUUGAGACCUAAUAAUAUGUACCAUAAGUUAUAAAUGUAUAUAUUUAUGAAUACAUAACUAUAUUAUAUAAUAUGAUAAUAAACAGAGACC